AUGGCAGGGUUGAAGCCCCCAGGACCCCUUAGCUUCCAAGGAAGUGUCGCAAAAAAUUGGAAGGACUGGCUAAGCGCAUAUGAGCUGUAUGAGACAGCAUCUGAACUGAACAAGAAGGGAGAUGAAGUACGGUAUGCUACUUUCCUUCACGUCGCGGGAGCGACGGCACAAAGGAUAGCGAAGACAUUUGAGUUUGAGUCAGCUGAAGUUAGAAAGGUUGAGCCUCUCAAGAAAAAGUUUAGUGGCUACUGUCAGCCAAGGAGAAAUAUGUCAGUCAUCAGGUACUUGUUCAACUCACGAAAUCAACGCAGUGAUGAGACGUUUAGUGCGUACCUGACAGAUCUUAAAGUGCUAAUAUCAGACUGCGAAUUCCAAACGCUGGAAGGAGAGAUGCUCCGCGACAGGAUUGUGUGCGGGAUUUAUGACCAAGGGCUGCGGGAGAAACUGUUGCAGAUAGAGAAUUUGAGCUUGCAGCAAUGCAUAGACACAUGCUGUAUAACAGAAAGCAGUGCUCAGCAGAUAGAGCAGUUACAAAGCAGCAGUGAUGUCCACUUUCUGAAAGGACGUCAAUCUCGAUCUCGACCACAGAAGGCCCGAUCGUCUGAACACCAGCGCUCACCAGGAACUGAAAAAUGUGCCAACUGCACAUACUUGCACAGACAUCCUGAGUAUUGCCCAGCGGCUAAAGAAAAAUGCCGGAAAUGUGGAAAAAUGGGUCAUUUUUCCAAAUCAUCGAGAUGCCGUAUGAAUGACGCAGAAUACCAGCAACGAUCAGGACAGAACGACUUUGGAAAGGAUCGUGAUCGCGUGGAGCGAAGUGGUGGAGGAAGUCGACAUCGACAUCGAGACCGCCGUGAAGUCAAAAACAUUGACGCAGACGACAGACAGAAGCAAACAGAUGACGAGUAUGAGACAGAUGAAGAACAAGUAGAAGUAUUUAUAGAUCUCGUGGUAGAUGAACUAAAUACGACGGAAUGGACACAUGAGCUUAUGAUCGACGGAGUAAAUGUAACAUUCAAACUCGACACAGGUGCGCAAGUAAACAUUUUGCCCACAGAUGUGUUUAACAACACAAACUUGACAUUAGAUAAGUCAAACGUCACAUUGAGGUCAUACUCUGGGCAUGCAAUGAAGCCCAUUGGACAGACGAAGUGUAAAGUAGUGGUAGGUAAGUCUGUUUACUUUCUAACAUUUCAGGUGGUUGAUGGUGGAGUUAAGCCUAUUUUAGGCAUGAGAGCAUGCAAACAUAUGAAUUUAAUUCAACGAUGCAUUAGUGAUGUGACAAGCGCGAAACCCCCUAGCCCACCCAAUGCCCCCGCCCCGACUCCAAAUCAUUGUGCAAGCGCAGAUAAGCUUGACUUUGAACGUAGUGGAAGGGACCCAUUAGCAAGGCAUGCGGAAUUGUUCACAGGGUUAGGAAGACUGCGAAAUCAUGAAUAUAACAUUUUGAUAGACCACACUGUCACCCCAGUAAAAUGUCUUCCGCGCACCACCCCGCAUAAACUGCGUGAUAAAGUUAAAGCAGAGCUUGAUCGCAUGCAAGAAUUAGGUGUAAUAGAAAGAGUUAAUCUCCCAACCGACUGGGUGAAUGCAAUGACUGUGGUUCACAAACCCGAUGGAAGAGUGCGCAUAUGUCUCAACCCCCGUGGUCUGAACGCCGCCAUAAAGAGGGAACAUUAUCCCAUGCCGACCUUUGAACAGAUAGCCGCACGCAUUCCGAAUGCUCAAGUAUUUUCCAAGUUCGAUGCCACUAGUGGUUACUGGCAAUUACCACUAACUGAAGAGAGUUCAUAUCUAACAACUUUCAAUACCCAGUUUGGCCGAUUUCGGUAUAAUGUUAUGCCGUUUGGAAUAUCGUCAGCUAGCGAGAUUUGGCAGCGAGCGAUGGUAGAUGAAUUUGGUCAGCUAGACGGCGUUGAGAUCGUAACAGAGGAUAUUUUGAUUUGGGGGACAAGUAUUGCGCAACAUGAUGACCGCUUGACUGCAUUCCUAAAAAAAGUGCAGUCGUCUGGCCUAAAGCUGAACAAGACCAAAUCAAUUAUACGGGCAAGUGCGAUCGAAUAUGUCGGUCAUGUGAUCUCAAGCGAUGGCGUGAAACCCAGCACUGAGCGGGUUAAGUCGAUAAUCGAGUUGCCGUACCCUUCAUCGAAGAAGGAAGUCGAAACUUUCCUUGGUAUGAUCACGUAUGUAGGGAAGUUUAUACCGAAUCUGUCGGAGAUUACAUCUCCUCUGCGCGAACUGACACAGAAAGGCAUUGCUUGGCACUGGAGUGAUGUACAUGCGCAAUCUGUGACAAGCUGA
Messenger RNA from Lytechinus pictus (painted urchin), 2301 nucleotides. RefSeq lists its product as uncharacterized. The coding region runs from base 1 to 2301 and encodes 766 amino acids. The transcript has a single exon. NCBI's taxonomy places the organism in Eukaryota, Metazoa, Echinodermata, Echinoidea, Temnopleuroida, Toxopneustidae. The record is from RefSeq and is a predicted model, not a curated record.